UACAUUGCAGACAGGACUGGGGAGGGGAACCCAAGAGAGCAGAAACCAAUGAAACAAUUCACUUCUCGGAUCCAUUAGUUUGAGAGAGGUACGCAGCAAUAGGAAAACAUUGCCUGAAGUCUCAGAAAAUGUGGGAGCAGACAAGAGCUCCAGCUAGGCCGUCCCAGGGACUGUUGGUUAAAUCAGCCUCCAUGUACUCUGAAAGGCACAGCAAUCCCUCGGAGAUCAGAAGCCUCAUGGCUGAACCUGAUUACUUUGAUGAUAAUCCCGAGCUCAUCAGGCCCAAGAAGCUUCUCAAUCCAGUCAAAGCCUCUAGGAGUCACCAAGAACUGCAUCGAGAACUCCUCAUGAACCAGAAACGAGGUUUGGGUUCUGAAAACAAGCCAGAGCUGCAGAGGGUGCUGGAAUACCGGCGGAGAGAUCAGCUGAUUCGACAGAGAAAGGAGGAAGAGGAGGCAAGGAAAAUCAAAUCUCCUUUUGAACUUCAGCUUCAAAAAAGACAGCAAAGAUUAGAGCAGUUGGAACGAGAACAAGAGAGGAGUGGAGAGGAACAAGAGAAUGCUCCUGAAUUUAUCAAAGUCAAAGAAAAUUUACGGAAAACCUCCACUUUCAGUACAGAACAGAAAGCUGGUUAAUGCUGCGCCUUCCUGCCUCAACUGAAUUUAACUGGUUGGUUAAACUUGGCACCAGUUCUACUUGACUCAUUUGCUAUGCGAUCAUUGUAGAGUUCAUUUAAUGUUCUUGUCUUACUUCAGAGAAUAAUGAAAUAUGAAAUGUUUAUUCUGCUGUGAAUGGAUGGCCAGCCUUUUUGGAUAUAAAGAAUGUUGUUUCCAUUCACUCACCAAAUCUGGUUAUUUGGUGAACACACUAGAGUACUGUCUAUGGUGAAGAUAGCAGUUUGAAGAAAGACGAACAGUUAGUGUCCACUGACACUAGAUGAAGCUGGAAGGUGAUAUGCUAAAGCAGAGUUUGAGUGAUCAUCAACACUAUAAAUCCAUUACACACUGCUAAAACUGAUGAUAUGAUCUGCAUUGAGUUAAUUAUGUUCUUGCAAACAUUGCAUAAUUUUUAUGCAAAGGUCCUUCCAUCUAAAUAACAUCAACUGAUUUUUUGCAGUAGUGAUUCUUAAUUGUUUAAUGAGAACAUAAUAGAGUGUUCCCUUUGACAGGAUGGCAUAGUGAGACAUAUUACAAUAUUGGGUUUUGUAUCAUCAAACCAAGUUUUUGUGCCUGCAUUUGACCAGAUUUUCAAUGACUCAUGUGUCUUGGUUUAUUGAUACAAUUAUAUUUGAAUUAAAAGGUUAUGACUAGAAGAUUACAUCAUUGUAAAUGCUGCAUAUAUAUUUUACUAUUAAUCUUGAGUUCCUGAUCAACAGUAAGAUAAAUGAUAGUAGUAGUAUUUUAUGGAUAAAUCCUUGUAUAGAUACACACAUAUACAGCCUUCAGCUAAAUUCACAAGAAUCUGCCGGGAAGAUUCAGAGCUGUAAGCUGCUGAUUUUUAGCAAUUGAAUUUAGAUAAAAGAACACCUUGUAUUUUGGAAAUAUAUACCAUGUUUCUCAGUGGGAUAAUUGUCUAUACACGUGGGUUGAGUAAUGACUGGGGUCUGCACAAUUAUAACUUUUACAGCAAACAGAGUAACAAUUGACCUAAACACUUUAGAAAUCUGUAAGUAUCUUCCAGACAAUAUUUUAAAUUCUGUACUAAUCUUAUUAAGACAUUACUGUAGUAAGUUAUUAGCUUGGUACUUUUCUUUAAUGCUUCAUUACUUUAUUCAGUCUUCAGAAAUCACGAAAUGUAACCUGACAGAGCAUGUAGAAUUUCAUGGACAUAGCACAAGAAAUAAAGUGACUACUGGUUUAAGGUCAAACUUAUUUUUUUAAGAAGUGCUCAUGUGGUUAAUUGGUGCAGUAUUUUUAUAUGUUUCAUGUUAUUUCACUUAUAUAUUUCACAAUACUAAUAUAAGUUUUGGUAUUUAGUCUUGAGGUCAUGGAUACAAUGCUUACUGUAAAAAAAAAACCUUAAUUGGUUAUGAAUGUAACUCUGAAAUCACUUAAAGUAUAUUUGAAUUUGGGCUGCUGUUAGCUUUGCUCUCUGUGUAUUAGAUUCACAGUAUAUAAAUUUGAAAUGUUUUCUUGCAUUUUACUUGAACACGGUUGUGAAAAAGUACAGUUUGGCUAACACUGUUUAAAUGACAGUUAGUAUUGUUUAUAAUGGUAAUAGUUAUCUGUAUAUGUUUGCAAAUAUUGCCUUUGAGAUGUUACUGAAUAGGUAUUGACUGUUGGGUAAGUUUUAUACCUAUCACAUCACUACACUAAACCAUAGUCUGAUAAAAUAUAUCAAGCACCACUAAUUAUGGAAUGGAUUUUAUUUUUCUCACUGCUCCUUUUUUGGGGAUUUAUUACUUUUCUGUGUAUAAAAUGUGUAUCAAAUUCACGUCACCAUGAAUGUGGUUAUAGUUACUCAGUUCAAUUAAUAAUUACAGGAAAAAAACUGUUACAUUCAGCUGUACUGACACCAUCUCU
Hemiscyllium ocellatum (epaulette shark) is the source of this 2522-nucleotide messenger RNA. RefSeq names its product protein FAM107B-like. The record is from RefSeq and is a predicted model, not a curated record. The transcript has 4 exons. The coding region runs from base 129 to 635 and encodes 168 amino acids. Lineage: Eukaryota; Metazoa; Chordata; Chondrichthyes; Orectolobiformes; Hemiscylliidae. Gene Ontology annotation, biological process: regulation of actin cytoskeleton organization; actin filament bundle assembly; actin filament polymerization. Gene Ontology annotation, cellular component: neuron projection; synapse; stress fiber.